UAUGGAACCAUUAAUCCCUUCUAUGCCAUUCGAUGAGUCCUUAGUCAAGGCGUAUGGUCUCGACCAGUUUGAAGAAUUCCAGGACUUGGAUUUGUUAAGGCAGCAAGUCAAACAAAAUUUUAAAGAGAAAAAGAAGCUAAUAAGACCUGAUUUUAGCGAAAAAGACUGGGAAAAGGCCAAACUAGCUAGUAUUUAUAACUCAACUGAAGAAGGGGCUCCUAUGGGUCGGUAUCUCACUGAUCCUGAGGAGAACAUCCCCAGAGUUCAUUGAGACGAUCUAUCAGUCGAAGAUUUCAUCGAAAAUUACCAAAUCCCAAAUAAACCUGUAAUUAUCGAAGGAUGAGCUGACGACUGGCCGGCAAUGAAAUCCUGGAAUUUCAAGCAACUUUAUGAAGACUUCGGAGAAGUCGACUUCGAAAUUGGGGAGGAUGAAAUCGGAACUCCAGUAACAGUCAAGUUGAAGGAGUACCUCCAGUAUAUGGUUUUCAACCAUGAUGAUUCACCCAUGUACUUGUUCCAUAGAAAUCUGCACAAAUGUCCUGAAAUGAAGAGACUUCUGGAAGAUUAUGAGGUACCUAAAUAUUUCAGGGAGGAUUACCAACAGAUAUUUGAUGAGAAAUAUAAACCUGACUACAAUUGGUUCCUGAUCGGGCCACGCAGGUCAGGAAGUUAUGUUCAUUACGACCCGUUUAGCAUGUCAGCCUGGAACACCUCUCUCUUUGGCCACAAGAGAUGGAUCCUGUUUGAACCUGACAUGGAUAGAGCUGUCGUUGAAGGAGAGGAAUUUAAAACAGAUCAGAACCUUGACAACUACACUGCGAUAGAUCAUGUGCUAAAUAUCUAUCCUAAGCUACUAGAAUCAGGGCUUGUGAAGAAAAAGUAUGAAUUUGUUCAGAAAUAAGGGAGAUACAAUCUUCCUUCCAAGCAAAUGGUGGCAUGUAGUUCUUAAUGUAGACGAUACUAUUGCUAUCACCCAAAAUUUCACGAAUCAGGCUAAUUUUGAAAAAGUUUGGAGAAGCUUCCGUCGUACAAAGAAGCGUAGCGCUUGAAACUGGUUACGAAAUAUGAAGAUCUAUAACAAAGAUCUUUAUCAUCAAGCAUUGAAAUUAAACGAGCAGGAUGAUUACAAGAUGUAUGACUAUUACAUGAGCCGUAAUGAGCCCUGGCCACUCUCACCAGCAUCUUCUCAGACUGAGAGCUCAGAAGAUCUUACUGAUUAUGAGUUUGAUUAUUCUUCAGAUUAA
Messenger RNA from Moneuplotes crassus, 1244 nucleotides. NCBI's taxonomy places the organism in Eukaryota, Ciliophora, Spirotrichea, Euplotida, Euplotidae. The record is from the annotation of a GenBank genome assembly.